This is a messenger RNA of Globicephala melas (long-finned pilot whale), 1831 nucleotides long. It is a transcript of the gene EFNA3, whose product is annotated as ephrin A3. Gene Ontology annotation, cellular component: plasma membrane. The record is from RefSeq and is a predicted model, not a curated record. Gene Ontology annotation, molecular function: ephrin receptor binding. Gene Ontology annotation, biological process: axon guidance; ephrin receptor signaling pathway. NCBI's taxonomy places the organism in Eukaryota, Metazoa, Chordata, Mammalia, Artiodactyla, Delphinidae.
CCUAAGGCUCUGGGGCCGGCGGCGGCGGCAGCAGGGAGCUGGGAAGCAAGAAGCCGGGAGCGCGGGGCUCAGUCGGGGGGCGGCGGCGGCGGCGGCUCCGGGGAUGGCGGCGGCUCCACUGCUGCUGCUGCUGCUGCUUGUGCCCGUGCCGCUGCUGCCGCUGCUGGCCCAAGGGCCCGGGGGGGCGCUGGGAAACCGGCAUGCGGUGUACUGGAACAGCUCCAACCAGCACCUGCGGCGAGAGGGCUACACAGUGCAGGUGAAUGUGAACGAUUAUCUGGAUAUUUACUGCCCGCACUACAACAGCUCAGGGGUGGGCCCGGGGGCGGGGCCAGGGCCCGGAGGCGGGGCGGAGCAGUACGUGCUGUAUAUGGUGAGCCGGGCAGGCUACCGCACCUGCAACGCCAGCCAAGGCUUCAAGCGCUGGGAGUGCAACCGACCGCACGCUCCCCACAGCCCCAUCAAGUUCUCGGAGAAGUUCCAGCGCUACAGCGCCUUCUCUCUGGGCUACGAGUUCCACGCGGGCCACGAGUACUACUACAUCUCCACGCCCACCCACAAUCUGCACUGGAAGUGUCUGAGGAUGAAGGUGUUCGUCUGCUGCGCCUCCACAUCGCACUCCGGGGAGAAGCCGGUCCCCACUCUCCCCCAGUUCACCAUGGGCCCCAAUGUGAAGAUCAACGUGCUGGAAGACUUUGAGGGAGAGAACCCCCAGGUGCCCAAGCUUGAGAAGAGCAUCAGCGGGACCAGCCCCAAGCGGGAACACCUGCCCCUGGCGGUGGGCAUCGCCUUCUUCCUUAUGACACUCUUGGCCUCCUAGCUCUGCCCCCUCCCUUGGCGGGGAGAGAUGGAGUGGGACUGGGACAGAGCAGGGAGCCUUUGGCCUCUCCAAGGGAAGCCGAGCCUUGGGGCCUAGACCCCUCCUCUGAUGGCUGGAAGUGGGGUCUGCACCAUACAUCUGUGCCCACCCCUUCUGCCCCCUCCCCACCAAGUAGGGCACUGUAGUGGACCAGGCACAGGGACAACCAAGGGUUCCAAGUGGCCUUGUGGCUCUGGUAAUGUUUGGUACCAAACCCGGGGGGCCAUAAGGGGCAGUGUUCAGGACUCCCUGCCCCCUGGUACCUUUCUCUGACCCCUGGUGCCCUCCCCCUUGUCCCCCCCCCCCCGAGAGAGAGACAAAUGUGCCCCAGAGAGAGCAAAUCGAAGUGUGGGAGACACCCCCAAUCCCUCUCUUCCAGGGGCAGAACGUGGGGAGGGGACUGGAUGGGCGAAGGGGUGGCGCCGCCUGCUGCCCCCUUCCCCUGUUUACAGCAAUAAGCACGUCCUCCUCCCCCUACUCCCACUCCCAGGACUGUGGUUUGGAUUGAAUCCAAGUUUACAAGUAGACACCCCUGGGGGGGCCGUCAGUGGACAAGGGUGACAAGGGGUGGGCAUUGGGGUGCCAGGCAGGCAUGUACAGACUCUAUAUCUCUAUAUAUAAUGUACAGAUGGACAGAAUCCCUCCCCCUCCUUAACCCCCUGACCUUCCUUGACAUCCCCUUCCAGCUUCAGACCCCUUCCCCACCAGGCUAGGCCCCCCACUGGGGGACCACCUGGCCCCUCUUUUGUCUUCUGUGAAGACAGGACCUAUGCAACGCACAGACACUUUUGGAGACCGUGAGACAACAACGCCCCCUCCCCUCCAGCCCUGAGCGGGGACCCAGCUCCCAGGACCUUGCCCUGCCCAUCCUCUGUGGUCCCCACCCAUUCUCCUGGGCCUUUUUCAAGUGCUUUGGCUGUGACUUUCAUACUCUGCUCUUAGUCUAAAAAAAUAAACUGGAGAUGAAAAUAA